Molecule: messenger RNA, 638 nt
Organism: Desarmillaria tabescens
Lineage: Eukaryota; Fungi; Basidiomycota; Agaricomycetes; Agaricales; Physalacriaceae
Exons: 6
Coding region: 44-541 (165 amino acids)
Source: RefSeq, a predicted model, not a curated record
CGACAGGAGCUCCUCUUCUGUGCGAUUCAAUGGCCAGCUCGUUAUGGAAUCAAGAAGCCGUGUCUGCCUUGAACAUCGGAACCAGAAAGCGUCGUGGAUCGGAGGCGAUUAUUCAUCGCCCUCGCCAGCACGCUCCUUACCACUAACUACCACCGUGCCCGCCAGGAUGUUGAUGAACUUAAAACUGCCAACGACGGGAUUCUGCUUCGGUACCCAUCUUCCGCGUCUUCGGGCCCCGGGACCACGUAUACACCCUCAUUUUUUUUUUCAUUCAUUCAUCCAUGAGCGAUGCCUUUUCUUAUCGUACGACUGUUCUGGUAGGGAAGUCCCGAGUGGUGGAGAUGUGAAAGCUGGCCUAACUCCAUGGCGGUUGUCAGUUGCAACUGUCUCGUGUUUUCAGCCGGCAAGAAAUAUCCGAUGUUUGAAAGCAUUUCCAGGAACAGUCUUGGCUUCGUCAUCGGUCGUCCUCGUUCGUGCGCUGAGUCUCUUCGUAGCCUUUCGCCGUGCGAAGGGAAGGGUUUGGGAAGCCUUGAGGAAAUAGGUCCAGCUAGUCGGCACCGAGAUAUCUCGUACGCUUGGUCUCUAUUAGGAUUUUAAUGUGCACGAUAGACCGUCAGAAAUCUGAUUGCGCCUAAGCG